Molecule: messenger RNA, 1059 nt
Organism: Rotaria sordida
Lineage: Eukaryota; Metazoa; Rotifera; Eurotatoria; Philodinida; Philodinidae
Source: the annotation of a GenBank genome assembly
AUGAGAAACGCAUUGGGUAUCGAUGAUAGAGAGAAAACAACAACAGCAAGUGGAUUAUUAUCUAGCAUAAUUUUGGCAACAGCCAUCAAGUCAUCACCAUUUUCAAUUAUUGGUAUAACUUUAGAUUUCACACGAUUAUCAACAUCGACGAUUACCAUUCCAUCUCAAGAAUCCACUGAACCAUCAAUGCCGGUGGCUACGAAUCCAUUUCGAGAAUCCGCUGAACCAUCAAUGCCGGUGGCUACGAAUCCAUUUCGAGAAUCCACUGAACCAUCAAUGCCGAUGGCUACGAAUCCAUUUCGAGAAUCUACUGGACCAUCAACAUCGAGGCCCACUAUCUUAUUUUCACAAGCACAAAUUCCUGAAAAAUAUUCAACUUAUAAAAUUAGUCGACUUUCAUCAAUAACUCAUGUUUCAACAAUAACAACUACAAUGAUAUCAGGAACUAAUUCAAUGUCAUCUAAACAACAACAAGGUUUAUCAUCUCAUCGUAUUCGGGACUCGUCUGAACUCAGUGUUGAUCAUCUCAACUGUUCUAUUUGUCAAAAAUUACUUUGGAAACCUGUUGCCUGUCAAUCAUGUGAAACACCUUUCUGUUCAGCAUGUAUUUAUCAAUGGUUGAUCAACAAUCCAAAAAAGUGUCCAAAUUGUGAUGAAAACUACAUUGAACGAGAAUGCCCUCCAUUUGUUACUAAGCUACUUGCUCAAUUGCAGAUUGCUUGUUUUUAUGAAUCUAAUGGUUGCAAACAAAUCAUUCCAUAUGAAAGAUUAGAUAAACACGAGACUGAAUGUGGUUUCCAGUAUCAGCAAUGUCCUGGUUGUCAAUCACAAAUAUUGAAAAAAGAUUUCGAUAACCAUACGAGUAGCUGUGCAUCAAUUGAAUUAACUUGUCAAGAUUGCAAACUCAUAUAUAAAAGAGGUGAAGCUGCUAAAAAACAUACAGAAAAAAUUUGUGUGAAAGAACAACUUCGACAACUUCGAGAUGAAUGUAAAGAGAAUAAACGUGAAGUACACGAACUCACUCUUCAAUUGGAUGAAAUUCGCAUAUUGAGUGAGUGA